Molecule: messenger RNA, 315 nt
Organism: Protomyces lactucae-debilis
Lineage: Eukaryota; Fungi; Ascomycota; Taphrinomycetes; Taphrinales; Protomycetaceae
Product: mitochondrial ribosomal protein subunit L27
Exons: 2
Coding region: 1-315 (104 amino acids)
Biological process (GO): translation
Cellular component (GO): mitochondrial large ribosomal subunit
Molecular function (GO): structural constituent of ribosome
Source: RefSeq, a predicted model, not a curated record
AUGGUAGCAGCCAGCAGAGUCCUCCAAGGCGCACGCAGACUGCCUCUCACCACAAAGCAAGGCCACAACUACUACAAGGGUACAGGCACAGGAUCUACGGGGAGACAUACAAAGCACGGCGCAUAUAUCACUGAAUGGGAGAAAGUACGCACCUACCCUCGACCGGCGCUGCUCGACUCCUGUACUUUGAAGCCCUUUGUGAGUAGACAGGUGGCCAAGGCGAGAGCGAGCCUAGAGCCGGGCACGACGCACAUGACGGGAUCGAGAUAUCUCGAAGCUUGGAAGCUGGACAAUGCAGGCGAGCAGAAAUCAUGA